Messenger RNA from Tetrahymena thermophila SB210, 1071 nucleotides. RefSeq lists its product as hypothetical. The record is from RefSeq and is a predicted model, not a curated record. Lineage: Eukaryota; Ciliophora; Oligohymenophorea; Hymenostomatida; Tetrahymenidae. The transcript has a single exon.
AUGAAUCAAGAAUCAGGAUAACAAGAAUACAAAGAGAUAGAAAAAGUUGUAGGGUAACUAUUUACUUUACUCAAUGAAAAUCAAAAAAAUUUAGCUUAAGAAGCUUUAAAGAGCUAGGAAAACAAUCCUACAUUUAUUAAAGGAAAAAGCUUAGUUAAUCUCAUAUGCCAUGACUUCUGUUUAUACAAAUAUCCGUUUUCUUAGAAAUACAGUUUUGAUUAUGAAAGCUGGGUGAAUACUUUCUUAGAAUCUGAAAGAUAUGAGUGGAUUAUUUAGCCAAUUCUUAUUAAAAUAAAAGAUUAAUGGAACAUAACGUAUGAAGAUGAUGAUAUUAAAGCACUAUAUAUUUUAUGCGGAGCUUUCACUAAUGAAACAAAUAAUAAAAAUAGAUAAAAAAAAAUUAUUGAAUUGCGUAAAAUUUUAUACUAUAUAUUUGAACUCAAUUCAAUUUGCACAAUGUUCACUCGUCCUGAUUUUUAAAUUAACGGUUACUACAAAUAGACUUUGAAUGAUAUUUAAUAGAAAAUAAAAAAUAAGUUAUCCUUUGCCUUAGAUAUUGACUGCGAAGAUAUGAAAUAUGUGCAAUAGUAAGGAAUUAAUUAUAAGCUUAAAAAGUCAGUCUUUAAAUCAUGGGUGAAAUUUUUAGGAGAUGUUGAUAUCGUUAGCAUAGGAGAGACCAGCAAGUAAAAUAGUAAUGGGUUGCUUAGCUAUGAAAUUUUAAAUUUGUUAUAGUGUUUUAAAGAAGCUGAGGAAGCAUUAGAUUUUAUAUCAGAGAGACUUAUUGUGCCUUCUGAAUCAAACCAAAAUGACUCAAUAAAUUAAGAAUCUUGCUUAUAUUCUAUGUGUUAUAUGAAUUAUCAUUCUAAAAAAAACAUACCUCUUAUCGACUAGUAGUUAGAACUCAGAGUAGAAUAAUCUAUGACUGAAAAUAAUUAAAAUGAAAAUUAAUAAUCAUCUAUAUUCUAUGAAUCAAGUAUAAAAAGUAAAUAUAAUUAAUUUGAAAAUGAAUCUCAUGAAUCAGCUAUUAAGAGUUAGCCUGAUUUUUCAUCCUCAAAAAAAAAUAUGUUUUGA